Molecule: messenger RNA, 2811 nt
Organism: Salvelinus namaycush (lake trout)
Lineage: Eukaryota; Metazoa; Chordata; Actinopteri; Salmoniformes; Salmonidae
Product: adhesion G-protein coupled receptor G5-like
Exons: 13
Coding region: 1-1959 (652 amino acids)
Biological process (GO): cell surface receptor signaling pathway; adenylate cyclase-activating G protein-coupled receptor signaling pathway
Cellular component (GO): membrane
Molecular function (GO): G protein-coupled receptor activity
Source: RefSeq, a predicted model, not a curated record
AUGGAGCCCAACCAGGGGUUUGGAGGGACCCUGUGGAUGAUCUUUCUCUUUGCCCUCUUUGCAUCAGGAUCAGGGGAAAACGACAGGGACUUCAAAAUGUGUGGAACCUGGCGCCAUGGCAACGGGCUCUUAACUCUGGCUCACGAUUUGAAAAGGGGCUGUGGCACCAUCACCAUCUCAGCCAAUGAGAGCUCCCUGUCCAUCCGAGGUGAGAUAACGGCCCAAUGUGAGAACUCCUCUGUCAUCAAGCUGGAUCCGAGCCCAGAGGCAAGAGAGAGACCCUUCUGUGUGUACUGGGAGCCCCUUCUGGACCAGCUCUGGGUAGAGGUGAAAGGACAGAACCACACUCUGUGCUGGCCGUCUGGUCUACAGGGGAACUGCUGCACUGACCUGUCCCAAGGCGAAAACAAAGGGAUUUCGACGUACGGGAUACUCAACGCGACACAACGGGAUGAUAUCAUAAGUUACAAAACACACCCAGCCUAUGAGUUCUUUGGCGAAAUUAUCAACUGCAAAAACGAGUUUUGUGAUGAGGCGAGUCAGGGAUCUGGUGAUAAGGUGAACAUGAUAGAGGAGACAGUGAUGAGGUCCAAGGUGCUGGGGAACGUGGUGCUGCCCUGUGCCCUGAGCUCUGUGGUGGAGAUGAAGGAAGGCUUUCAGGGCUACAACAUCACUCUGCCUGCGCCUCAAGGAGUUCCUCCUCAAAUGAUUCCAUCAGUUCACCUGCCUUCUUGUCUGAAACCUCCAGAAAAGAAAAAGGUCAAGGUUGUCUGCACCUACUUCAAAAACAGUAUCUUAUUCCAGGGGAGUUCUAAGGCAGACCAGAAUGACAUCAGGAUUCUAGAAGAUGUGGUGGGAAUCACUGUGGAGAAUGAGAUCAUCACCAACCUUCCAGAGCCAAUCAGGAUUGGUUUCCAUCAUUCUGCAAUACCAACAAGUCACUCAAGAACAUGUGUUUCUUGGGACACAAAGAAAGAUCCAGCAGAGGUCACAUGGAAAAAGGAAGGUUGUGAGACCAUACAGAAAGGUGUGGAGUACACAGAGUGCCACUGUAAUCAUCUCACAUACUUUGCCAUCCUAGUGCAAUUGGAACCAGGACCAGUCCGCCAUCUGGUGGCUCUAACUGUCAUUACAUCAAUGGGCUGUGCUGCCUCUACGUUGAGCUGUGUUGUCCUCAUCUACUUCCUUAACACACAGAGGAGAGCGAAGGACCAGUCCAAUGCGGUCCAUCGGGGUCUGGCCAUGGCACUGUUCCUUCUUAGCCUCCUCUUCUUCCUGACAGGAACUGUGGCCAACGUGGGCGGUAACAAGGCAUGCUGGGUUUUUGGAGCGGCUCUCCACUAUGCUCUGCUCAGUUCCUUCUCCUGGAUGUUUAUUGAAGUGUUUCACACUUUUUGGUUGGUCUACAUGGUGUUCAGCCCCUCCCCCAAUCCUUAUGUUUGGCACCUGGUUGGCUUUGGUCUCCCAGCUGUUCCGGUCAUUGUACUGCUUGCCAUUGGAAAAGUCUAUGGUGUGAUAGAGGUUGUGUCCAGUGAAGAUGUCAACAACCCCUACUUGAUGUGCUGGAUGGAUGUGUCUCCACGCUCUGUAGGCCUACUAGCCCAUUACUUCAUCAACCUGACCUUCCUGGCUGUAGUGGUCCUCUCUGGUCUGAUCAUGCUCUUCCUGGUCCUGAGAAAUAUCCAGAACCGAGACGAGUGGCGGAAGAACAAGGUGGCGUUCCUCAGUAUCUGGGGUCUCAGCUGCCUGUUCGGGACCACGUGGGGCCUGGGAUUCUUGGACUUUGGACAGCUCUCUGAGUUCAUCCUCUUCCUUUUCUGCAUCCUCAACUCCCUACAGGGUUUCUUCCUGAUGCUCCGAUUCUACAUUCUUGAUCGGAUGCGGAAACAAUCGAGGUCUAGUUUGGAUGGUAGCACAGCAUCUUCCACCAGGCAACACAUGCUGCAGGAGAAGAGCUGAGCUGGGGUACAUGGGAUACCAUUUUUUUGUAGGCUAAAGGAGGAGCAAUGUACCUCUGUCACUCAGAACAUUCCAACUCUGGGGUUGAGAUUCAGAAUAUUGCACUAUACAAGCCAUUUCCAUACACAUAUCUGAGUGACUGUAAAAAAAAUACUGUCAAGAUUAAAGCUUAAAGCUAUAAUUCACAUAAGGUGAAACAGCGCCACUGGUCACUCCAGGCACAUUUGUUAUUCUUUUAUUAUGGGGCAGAGAUGCAUCCUGGUAAAAAAAUGUCAUAGUACUCUGCUGAUCUAUCGCAUGUGCAAUGAAAAAAAUGUGUGUUCGUUAUUUGAAGUAACGUCUUUGUUGUAAUAUUGCAAACGGAUGUGGCAGUUUCACCCCUACAGAUUUCAGCUAUAAGCCCAGGGCGAACCUUGAUAAGCUUGUUUUAUUCUGUGUAAACUUAUCAUUUCAUAGAUAUCUGUCAUCGCUCAUUUCAAACUUUUGAAGUAGCACUUUAGCUUCUUAGUCUUGUCAUUUACCCAUUCAUCAUGUUGUAGAAUCACAUAUGUAGAAAACGUUCAUACAUAGUUUUCCAGAGAAUGGUAGUUACUUUACUCAGAAAAGGACUCAUAGAAGUGUCACUCAGGCCAUCAUCUGAAAGACAGCAGGCAUUGUACAAUGACAUUUGGCUGAAGUUGGCAACUUGCUCUAUUCUGUGACAAACACUGUAUUUUCAGAUCAUAGUUACUGGACUAUGUUUUGCACUUUAUUGGACAGAGAUUUAUUUUUUAGAAAACAUGACUGGUUGUGCCACUGCCAUUAUUGUGUGUAUAUAUUUUGCAACUUUUGAAAACGUAUUGUAAUAUUGUA